UGUUUCUUUAUUUUGUUUUCCUGGCGGGUAAACUCGAAAGAUGUGCGAAACGGAGUUACAUUAGAUCCUUUCAUUUUAUGUUCGUAUUAAUGUCUCAUGAUUGCAGUCUCGCGAAAUCGUGUGUAUUUAUUUCUCUCUCAGACUUUCCCCUUCUAAAACUGGCAUUUGUGUGCUCUUGUCUUUUUUUGUAUCUUGCACGAUUCAGCUGAAUAAUUAUGUCAAGACCGUCACGGUGAGUAAACAUCGAUUUGUAAUAAAGAAACAUAAAAGCAGUAGACUAUUCACAGUUUGACAGAUUUGACAAUGGGGAUGAUGAUUUUGCAUGUGUUAAAGCACCACCAAGUAAAAAGGCUCGUAUGACGUCCAAUGAGCAAAAACAGCAAAAACCUAUAAAAAAGUUUCCUACUCAAGAGCUGGAAUCACCAGUUGAAAUCGGAGAGGGGAGAAUAUCACGGGAUGAAAAAUCUUAUCAAAGAGAUUUAGAAGCCGCUCUUGCUUUGUCCAUGCUACAGGAAGAAGAUAAUCCACAAAAAAUACAAGGUAGCAAUAAUAUCACUGAUGCAGAUAAUUUGGAGAAACCUCCCUUGUUUUCUAACUGCAGUGUGGACAGUAGCAUUCUUGGCUUGGAUAAAAUCAUAGAGGAAAAUGCAUCUGUUACUGCCCAUAAGGAGAAAAGGCAAGCUGCUACAAAAGCUGCAGCACAGCAGCAAAAGAUUAUUAUGGAUGAAAAUAGUACUGAAUUUGAUGAAGACAAAUAUGUAGAUUAUCAGCCUGAGUGUACAUCAGAAUCUGAUUCUAGGAGUGACACUGAUUUUAGUGAAGAAGAUGAAGAAUUUAAUCUUAAGAUGGAAUCAAAGUGUAAAAAAAAUAAAAAGUCAAACUGCAAAGUGAAAAAACAACAUAAAUCUAAGAUGCAAAUUGCAGAUAUUUCUUCUACCAGCCUUCGCAAAAGUCAGGCUGAUGCAAAGGCACAAACAACUCAAAGAAAUAUGCCUGUGGAUGAUAGUGGAGUCAAAGGAGACGGACACCUAGAUUCAAGUAGUGACAACUGUGAAAGUGGGGAAGUCCAAGAAAUUGUAAUGAAGAAAGGCACAAACCCUAAAAAUGUUAAAAAAGAAGCCAAACCGAAAAAAAGCAAAGAAUCUAAAACCAAACAUCAAGGUGAAGGUACAGAUCCUGACCUUUCCAAUUCAAUUCCCAUUUUGCAUGGAAGAUCACCAUCAUCUACUCCAUCAUCCAAACCUAUACUGAUGCCCAGUCCCACACUUGGUUCCAGAAUACACAAAUGGACGCCUCCAGCCAAAGUUGGAGUAAGCCCAAAUACAAAUGGAAGAAUAACGGUGAAAUCUCCGAGUCAGGGCCUCCGACUAGGAUUGUCCAGAUUUGCUAAAGUAAAGCCUUUACACCCAACUGCUACCAGUAGCAGUAGUUAUCAUAUAUCUGCAAAUACAUAAUGAACUCAUGUUUACUUAAUCUGGUACUUUUUAAAUGUGGUUUUAUUGGGUCAAAUUUUAACAGUUAUAUUUUCCUAAAUUAAUUUAAUUUGUUCUGCAGUUUUACCUUCAAAUUUUUUACAACUACAAUACAACUAUUAACUCUAAUUGUACAUUUUAAUCUUUAACUAUUAUUAUUUCUUAGAAAAAUAUUUUAUAAAAAUCAUGUAUAUAUCAUUUUUGUGUGUGUCCU
Erpetoichthys calabaricus (reedfish) is the source of this 1686-nucleotide messenger RNA. RefSeq names its product RAD51 associated protein 1 (gene rad51ap1). Gene Ontology annotation, molecular function: single-stranded DNA binding; double-stranded DNA binding. The transcript is spliced from 11 exons. The record is from RefSeq and is a predicted model, not a curated record. Bases 357 to 1454 code for a protein of 365 amino acids. Gene Ontology annotation, biological process: double-strand break repair via homologous recombination; interstrand cross-link repair. Lineage: Eukaryota; Metazoa; Chordata; Cladistia; Polypteriformes; Polypteridae.